GUGGACCGUUGGCGAUGAUGAGCGGCGCGCCCUGAGGGGAAGCGGCUGAGGUCGGCUGUGUCCCCGUGUAACGGGGGCGGGCGUAACGGUCGUAAGCCCCUGAGGGGCUGCGGGCAGCCCGGGGUCGGGCCCGGCCGCAGCCUCAGGCAGUGCGUAAGGGAGCUCUGGCAAAGAGUUUGAUGGCGGCAGGGCGUCCUGCGGGUAACACCAGGCAGCGCUAGGGCACGUAUGCUAAGCUCGUUGAGGUUUUUUAGCUGCUUCUCUCCUCUUGGUAUCAUUUGAAAGCUUUUUGCUAAUAAAUAUCUUCUCUUUCACUCCGGGGCCUCACCAUAAGGGACUAUUUUUUCAGUCUGCAGAAGGAACCGAGUCGUGGUCCUCCAAGCUGGCUGCUUAACUGUCCAAAGUCCCAGCUUGUCUUUAAGCCACGUCAGUCUGAAAGCAAAGCUGGUCGCCUUGGAUUUUUAAAGUACAAAAUUCUAAGUAUCCCCUGAGAAAGCUGAUUCUCUCUUACUAGAUGCUUGUACGUUUAAGGCAUACUAGUUUUGUAGUGUGUAUUUUUAUAGCAGUGGAGUUCUGUGAUUGCCAGUGGACAGCAACUAAACUGUUCCAGGAAAGACUUAACUAAUUGUAAUGGUAUACAACACCACACUUCACAGGUUAUGAGGCAGAAGCGAUAUGAAAAUUGUAAGCUAUGAAUGAGACAGGAACCUUGCAGUUCAAUGUCAUAUGAAAUAACUCCUGGGGAAAAGGCCAAAUUAAAUGAUUCAUCUAAAUAUUCAAGUCUAACAGUUUUCAGUGGGAAAGGAUUUCAUUGGUGAGCUCUGUUGAAGGAGGCAGUGUGGUAAGGCAGAGCCUUUAGUUAAAUAAUAAUACAGGAUGACACUGUAGGGAAGAGCUGAAAAAGCAUAUCCAUAAUAGUUAAUGUUAUUGAUAAGGAGAAUACCUUGCAUUGUUCCAGUUUGCAUAUUGUCUUAUUCUGUGAUUGUACUUCCUGAGCUUUUUUUUUUUUUUUUAGUAGUUUAUUGUCAAUCUGGGGAUAAUCUUAAUAUUUAAACUCCCAUUCUUGGUUAUGCUGUAUUUCCAGGAGGAUGGCAUGUGAAGUAGUUGUUCUGAUGCAGUUCCUCAUGGUCUGAUUUAGAUCCUACACCUGGAUUUUUAAACAGUCAUUUUGGGAGCAAUGUGAAUCUUAAAAUAUUUGGGGCAUCCUAGAGAAACUUCUAGGAAACAAAACUAUACGGAACAAGAACUGCUGCAAGGUGCUGAUUAAUGAGUUGGUUCUGUUGUUAACAGAACAUGUCAUUAGUAGUAAUGAGGCUGGCUGUAAGUACUAUAUUAUAAAGUUGGAAUUACCAGUUUAGUGGCACAGUGUCAUGAUUUGGAAGGUAGUCCUGAUAGUUAUUAAAAAGCUCAUAAUUCUGACAAAAUGAAUGCUUUAGCACUCUAUUUGUAAGAUAAGUUGGUUUUUGUGGCCUGGUCUCAUAAACUUUUGUGCUAAACUUGUAGAGUAUUGCAUACAUCAGAAAAACAGCCACUAACAUGAUCAUAAUUAUGAUCUCACUGAUAUAUUUAGAAAAGAUACCAUGAUGCUUUUGUAUCUUUUAAUUUAAUUUGAUGCCUCUGUGUUUCUUAUACUGGAAGAGACAGUGAACAGUUAUUCCUUGUUCACCUUCUCCCAUGCCGUUUUUGCUCUUACAGACCUCGAUGAUGUCUGCCUGCCAUCAUCUCCUCUGUGGACUGAAGAACCUUUUGUUUCUUGUAUAAAAGCUGUUCUGUAUCUUUCAUAAUCUUUACAGUUCUUCUCUGAACCUUUUCCAGUGCAUCUGUGUUCUUUUUGAGAUGGAGGGGCAGAAUUUGUGUAUAGUAUCCAUGAUGUAUAUUGUGCAUUUAGGUGGUGGCGUAGGCCUGGUGUCUCAUGUGCCAUUUGUCUCAUCUGCACUCUUGACUUUAGUGGUGCGUGUGGGCAGUGUUUCAUUGCAGAUAUGUUUCUUAAGGUCUCUCUUGUACUAACUUUUUUACCAGUCAUAUCUUCCAUGUGCUGUACUCACCAUUUGUGAGUUCAUACUAUGAAUCUGAAGUCUUGUCUCCAAGAGUUGUCUUGGAGUAAGCAGGUUUGAAUGGCUUGCGGUAUGCUAGGUGUUUUGACAUGUGAGAUUGAGUGUCAGUUCAGAUUAUGAGUAUGAAAAAAGCUAGAACUAGAAUGGAAAUCUCUUCACCUUUAUUUUGAUUUUUAAACUCUUGCCUCAAAGUUCUUUUGUAGGUGCAUAAUAAGUGAAAGCACAGCUUUUUUCAUAUUGAAGAUUUGAGAGUGUUUUUUAUGUUUAGUGAUGGACCUUGUGUGCACUGAGUACCACGUGUCUGAUUCCUAGUCUGUUCUGGAAAGUACUUUCUGUAAGGGGAGGUGAAAAUUGAGGAGGGUAUUGAAUUUGUUUUGAUUUAAUAGAUGUUAGCUGACUUCUGUUUUUUUCCUCUUUGCCCUUUGAUAGACAAGUCCAUGAGGUCCAAUCUCACAUGGGGCGUCUGGAGACAUCAGACAAACAAUCAGUACACUUAGUAGAAAAUGAGAUUCAGGCAAGAAUAGACAAUAUAUUCAGCAACUUGGAACGUCUAGAAAUCCUAUCCAGCAAAGAACCUCCCAAUAAGCGACAGAAUGCUAAACUCCGAGUUGACCAGCUGAAGUAUGAUGUUCAACAUCUGCAGACAGCCCUGAGGAACUUUCAACAUCGCCGAUACAUCCGAGAGCAGCAAGAGCGACAGCGAGAAGAGUUGCUUGCACGUACAUUCACUACUAAUGAUUCUGACACCACCAUACCGAUCGACGAAACGUUACAGUUUAAUGAAUCCCUGCAGAAUGCCCAUCGUGGCAUGGAUGAUCUUAUUGGCAGUGGGACCAACAUCCUUCAGGGGCUGAGGGACCAGAGAGUGACACUAAAGGGUACUCACAAGAAGAUGCUGGAUGUUGCUAACAUGUUGGGCUUAUCCAAUACAGUGAUGCGACUGAUUGAGAAGCGAGCCUUUCAAGAUAAAUACUUCAUGAUUGGGGGAAUGCUUUUGACUUGUGUAAUUAUGUUUCUUGUGGUGCAGUACCUGACAUGAGCUACUGAACUAUUGCCAGAGGAGAUAAUCUUUUGGAGCAAAACAGACUGCCCUCCAAAAUGUACUGCCUACUUUCCUCUGGGUGCUGCUUGGAUGAGCCCCUCCUGGGAACUUCAGAGUUUACAAGUCACACUCAGAUUCACAUCUCACGUGGAAAGCACCUAGGGGAACACAUUUCUCUGGAGAUGCUGUAGUUGAGAACAUGACCCUAUGAAAAUAUCCGUAGCCUUUCCUAUGCUCACCUUACUGUCUGUAAGUUUAAGAAGCUGGUUAAGUAGGAAGCAGAAGUGAAUAUUUUGCCCAGCUGUAUUGCAAGGUAUGAGUGCUCUUUUGGGUAGAUAGGGAGAAGAGGACGCAGAGGCAGAGUGUGAGAUGUAGUAAGCCUUUCCUGUGCUAACUAGAAGUGAUCUCAGUAUAUUUUCUACAGAAAGCAAGCCACUGACGAGCAUUCUGCAUUGUUUGUGGGCACGUUCCUGGCAGAGUAAGCGUGCAAGAAGAGGCAGGCAGCGAAGGGUUCCCAUCUGCAUACCCUUUUUCUGGGAGGGAGAAAGAUUUGGGAGGAAGGGUCAUAACUCUAAAAGCAUGGUAAUAACCUCUGCUAACUUUUUUAUACAAUACAAUACAGCCCAAAUCUUCCUGUUUUAAGGCUGAAAAGCUUCUCAUCUUACCUGAGGUAUGUUUUGGUACCUUUCUGUGCCCUGCUGCUUCCCAGUGGAAGCUGAAUGCUGUACUGCCUUCUGCUUAGUAGAAGGUUUUACAAUGUCUCCUGUAACCACUGUUCCUUUCCAUUUCACCAUUUGGUUAGGAAAUGCUGUCUCAUUCUCCUCCGGUCAGAUGCAGAUUAGGCUUGUCACCUCCACUGUGCCUAGUACCAAAUCCAACCUCCAAAGACUGUAAAGACUUUGACAUUGUUGUUCCUAGGGCAUAUCAUGUUUCAGGUGAGUUGUAUUUCUUUUCUGAGCUGGUUGGUUGGGGUUUUAUGCUUUGCAGCUGGUGUUUGUAGAUGACAUGAAGCAGGCAAGUCCUUGCUCUGCUCAAAUUCUGCCUUGUAAUUUUUCUGUUUAAAUCUGGAAGGGGCUUUCUCUGCUCUUCUUUACAUUCAGAAUAAUAGUGGGAUCAGGGCAAGGAACCUUUCAUUUAAAAUCAGUUGGCAUGGGAGGAGAGUUUUCUGAAGUUGUCUAUUUGUAUUUAAAUAUUCACAGUUAUGAAAUGACUUGUUUUUUAAAUAUGGCACUCCUUUCCUCUGGACUCUGGUAGAGUGGCCAUCCGGAGAUUUUGGGCAUCAUCCAUUUCAAACAGCCUUUACAUACAUUCCCUCCCCCCAAUCCUGUAUACAAGUCUAGAGCUUUCCAGAUAUCUAACAGUGGCACAGAGGUGCCAUAUUCCGAUGACAUGGCAUUCUGCUGGGAAUUCCUUCAGCUUUUGCUAACUGGAACGGUUAUGGAUCUUUUAAUUAGUAACAGUUUACGAGUUCUACAUCUUAUCUUUCUUUGAUGCAAGAAACUUUUCUCUGAUUAUUAUGCAGCCUGUUGCAAACUUGGAAAAAUGGUAUUAAUAAUUGUAAAAAAUGAAAUUUCAGUUAAUAUGGGCAAGUAAAGCAGGUUUCAGCAGUGCUUGUUUACAGUUGUGUAACUAAAGCAUUGACUGACCGAUGUGCUGUUGCAACACCUUUAAAGCUCAAAAGAGACUACUCAAGUUCAUUAGGUGUCACAGUCCAGUCAGCUUCAUAUAUUGAACCCAGGACACGUGAAGCAUCAGUUGUCAGAGGGCUAUCUGGCUGCAUCGCAGACACAGCAGUGGAGGCUGAGAUGCCA
This is a messenger RNA of Struthio camelus australis, 4907 nucleotides long. The record is from RefSeq and is a predicted model, not a curated record. NCBI's taxonomy places the organism in Eukaryota, Metazoa, Chordata, Aves, Struthioniformes, Struthionidae.